This is a messenger RNA of Dryobates pubescens (Downy woodpecker), 1376 nucleotides long. RefSeq names its product peroxisomal biogenesis factor 16 (gene PEX16). Bases 21 to 1097 code for a protein of 358 amino acids. The record is from RefSeq and is a predicted model, not a curated record. Gene Ontology annotation, biological process: peroxisome organization. Gene Ontology annotation, cellular component: peroxisomal membrane. The transcript has 11 exons. NCBI's taxonomy places the organism in Eukaryota, Metazoa, Chordata, Aves, Piciformes, Picidae.
AGUGCGCUGCCGUGGGAGCCAUGGCGGCGGCACCGGCUUCGGCGGCGGCCUCGGCACUUGCCCGCGGCGGUGGCCCGGUGGCGCGGCUGCGCCUGCUGUGUCAGCGCUACCAGGAAUACGUGAGGCGGCACCCGGCUGCUACGGCCCAGCUGGAGGGCACCGUGCGCGGCCUCUCCUAUCUGCUGCCAGGUCGCUUCUCGGACUCCCACACGCUCUCGGAGCUGGUGUACUCUGCCUCCAACCUCCUAGUACUAUUAAAUGACUGGAUCCUACGAAAGGAGCUGCAGCAGAGCCUGCCUGUGUCGCUGCCCCAGCAGAAGCUGUUGACCUGGCUGAGUGUGCUAGAAUGCGUGGAGGUCUUUGCCGAGAUGGGGACAGCCAGGGUGUGGGGGGAGAUAGGCCGGUGGACCAUCAUUGUGCUCAUCCAGCUGGCUAAAGCCAUCCUUCGGCUCCUGCUCCUGCUCUGGUACAAAACUGGCAUCCAGACAUCGCCUCCCAUCGUGCCCCUGAAGAGGGAGCAGCAGCAGCCUCUCCACCCCCAAGCAGACGUGGAAGGCAGCUCCUCAGGGAAGGAUCAGACCUACGUUGGGAAGCGUUCCAGCCGCGUGGUGCGCUCUCUCCAGAGCACCCCAUCCCUGCAUUCCCGGCACUGGGGGUCGCCGCAGCAGAGGGAGGAGUCACACAGCCGAAGAGCAGAGGAGAUGAACCAGCUUCCCACCCCUCUGGGUCUCCAAGAAACCAUCGCAGAAUCCCUCUACAUCACCCGCCCUCUGCUCCACCUAUUGAGUUUAGGAGUGUGGGGCCAGAGAUCCUGGAAACCCUGGCUCCUCUCAGCAGUCCUGGACAUCUCGAGCCUGAGCUUGCUGAGCGACCUGAAGGACCUGAACCGGCGCGAGCGGGCGGAGCUGAGGCGAAGAACCAUCCUCCUGCUGUACUACCUGCUGAGAUCUCCUUUCUAUGAUCGAUACUCAGAGGGCAGGAUCCUCCUCCUGCUGCGCCUGUUGGCUGAUUAUGUGCCUGGAGUUGGCUUUGUCACACGGCCACUGAUGGAUUACUUGCCUGCUUGGCAGAAAAUCUAUUUCUAUAACUGGGGCUGAUGAGGAGAAGAUGAUUAUUCUCUGCUAAGAUCAUGGGUGGACACUUCUAAGGAGGGCACCCAGGCUGGGGGAAGGGAUGUUGAUAAUGUCUAAUUUUCAGUUAAACUACCAAUGAGAAGCUCCUGUUCUGCAGGGCAUGGGGAGGGGGUGUGUGGAACUUUUUUAACUGAUCUAGCUGUGAAUGAUGGACACUACAUGUGUGAAGAGACCCUGGCCACCUCUCUCUCUCUCUCUGGACUGUUUGGUGGCUGCAGUGAUGGUGGUGGGAUGGCCUCUUUC